AUGAGCCUGCCAGCCGUCGGGAAGGUCGAAUUGGCAACGAGAGCCGGCAAUUUCCCUGCCAUUCCAGGGGACAACGGCUCGUGCCAGGAGAUCAUACAACUCUGCUCGAAUGACAUUGGGAACAACGUGGCCACAAUUGUAGGAGAAGGAGAAGAGUUCCAGCUCUCCAAAGCGUGUAUUCUCGCCGCAACCUGUUACCCAAUGUACUACAACGGCACCGUUGACGACUGGAUUCAGCUGCAGUUUGGUGCACAGAGCGACGGUACCAUCAAUGGCAGUUUGAGUCGGAAAGCCCAGCGGCUUUCCCAAGACCUGUACAAUACCCUGGUCACAGCGGGUACUAGCGUCGCGUCCCAACAGUCGUUUAUUGACGCGUAUUACAGCCUUAUCGCAACAGUCGGCGGACCUUAUCCUGUGAAUACAUACGUGAUCAACGUGUGGGCCCGUAUCGCUGCAUGGACAGGUUUUUGCGCAAGCAAAGAUAUCCCGUACUCGAACCUUGCUGACUGGUUCCAAUACUCGGCGACCUCGAAUUAUUCACCUACUUGCUAGGGUGCAGUACUAUCCACUCGGAGCGUCGUCUACCCUCAUAGCAUCGGGUGGACGAAAGCAUCGAUAAUAAUAACGGUAUCCUGUGCUUGUGGACACUGGGACACGGUAUAUCAGCCCCAUAGUCGUAUUAUCCCUCCAGCCGCUCUUCUUCUUUAUGAGACUCGCAUAAAUGUACCUGACGGUUGAAAAUUUUUGCAAUCCAAUCCGUAUACAACUC
Molecule: messenger RNA, 769 nt
Organism: Punctularia strigosozonata HHB-11173 SS5
Lineage: Eukaryota; Fungi; Basidiomycota; Agaricomycetes; Corticiales; Punctulariaceae
Exons: 5
Coding region: 1-552 (183 amino acids)
Source: RefSeq, a predicted model, not a curated record